CAGGCAGGGCUGCUGGGCGGCGAACGCCGGCGCAGCGGGCACGGGCCGGCACUGGCGCAAGCAGGCUGCGCGCUGCCGCCGCGAUGCUGGGACUGCUGGUGGUGUUGCUGGCCCUGGCGCUCGCCUUCUUCGCCCUGCUAGAUGGCUGGUACCUGGUGCGCGUGCCGUGGGCCGUGCUGCGCGCGCGCCUGCUGCAGCCGCGGGUCCGGGACCUGCUGGCGGAGCAGCGCUUCCCGGGCCGCGUGCUACCCUCGGACUUGGACCUGAUGCUGCACAUGAACAAUGCGCGCUACCUGCGCGAGGCCGACGUGGCGCGCGCCGCGCACCUGACCCGCUGCGGUGUGCUUGGGGCGCUGCGAGAGUUGGGUGCAUACUCGGUGCUGGCCGCCUCCUGCGCGCGCUACCGCCGCUCUCUGCGCCUGCUGGAGCCCUUUGAGGUGCGCACCCGACUGCUGGGCUGGGACGACCGCGCCUUCUACCUGGAGGCCUGCUUUAUCAGCCUGCGCGACGAGGACUUCGUGUGCGCGCAGCUGCGCUUCAGGCAGCACAUCGUGGGCACUUCGCCCGAGCGUGUAGUGCAACACCUUUGCAAACGCAUGGUGGAGCCGCCUGAGCUGCCAGAAGAUCUGCAGCACUGGGUCACCUACAACAAGGCCAGCAGCCGGCUGCUCUGUGCAGAGAGUGGGCUCAGCAGUGCCGGCAAGGACCAGUGACCGCUGCUCCUGCAUCCAGCCCACCCUGCCUGUGAAAUGAGCAGGCCCAGCUGGGCUCUCUGGGAGCUAGAGUGGCCCCUACCCAGCCCCCUUCAUCCACUGGCCUCCCCAGUUAUUGACACCCCUCUGUGCUGGGCAGGGGAUGGGGGAGUAUCAGUACCCUCACCCAGGGUGGGGACGGAGGUGCAGGAGGCCCAGCCCAGCCUUGCAGUGAGGCCGUGCUUCUGUUUCCUAGGUGGAGAGGACAGGCCAAGAGCACAGUGGCCUGAGUACAUCCCUGUCAGCUGCUGGGAGAGGCAGGGCCAGGCCAGCGCAGCACUCACCAGCUUAUUCCCUCUGGUGUCCUUUGAGGUGGGGCAGGCGCAGGGUGGAGUCUGGGUGGUCAGAUGCCUGGCUAGAGGCAGACCAAAGGCAGGAAUGAGGAUCGGCUGGCAUGUGCCAGCAGCAUUCAGCCUUACUUGAGCUCCCCUGGUGUGGUAGCCUCUGCUAGUCUUUCCAGGUGGCUGGGCAGGUGGCUGAGAGUCGUCAUUUGGCACAGGGCUCCCUGCUGGGGUGUCCUGGUCAGAGUGGGAACAGCAGGGGCUGAACUCCGGUGGGUGCCUAUUACGGCUGUGCUCUAUAACCUUGGGCUGGGCCCUUCCCUCUGGACUAUAGCAUCUUAGGCAUCUGUCUUCUCAUGAGAGCUGUCCCUGCUCUGAGAGUUGUUUCCCUAGAAGGCUGGUGGGGUAUCUUUUUGGCCCUUCUACCUUCUGUUUUAUAGGCCUCUUGUCAGUUGCUGGGCCAGCAGCGAGUGGCCUGUCGUGGCAGCUGAUGGGGACACCAGGCUGCCGGGAUGCUGGCCAGGGCUGCCUGCUCCUGCCUAAUGCUGGCCUUAACAGCUGGGACAACUGAGGACAAAGUGAGGGCUAGUCACUAGCCAGAGGCUCUGGCCAAUGCCCUCAGGUCCCAGAGAGGGGGUGCUGAGGCCCAGGACCCUGUGUGUGGGGAUCACUGCUUGCCCACUCAGGCCACCCACACUGUGCCACUCACACUGGCCCCCACCAGCCCAGGGCAAGAGAGCAGCUGGACCCAGAACUGCCUUGCUGCCCCCUCAGGAGCCCUGCUUAAGCCAGAGCCAGGAGUUGCAGGGAUGCCCCUGACAUCCCCUUGGCACCACCCCGCUCCCCGGCUGUUCUUGCCUUAAAGCCACUUGGGAAU
Molecule: messenger RNA, 1910 nt
Organism: Nycticebus coucang (slow loris)
Lineage: Eukaryota; Metazoa; Chordata; Mammalia; Primates; Lorisidae
Gene: THEM6
Product: thioesterase superfamily member 6
Exons: 2
Coding region: 84-713 (209 amino acids)
Source: RefSeq, a predicted model, not a curated record